This is a messenger RNA of Symphalangus syndactylus (siamang), 1681 nucleotides long. RefSeq names its product CD5 molecule like (gene CD5L). Gene Ontology annotation, cellular component: membrane. The record is from RefSeq and is a predicted model, not a curated record. Gene Ontology annotation, biological process: peptidyl-lysine oxidation. Gene Ontology annotation, molecular function: protein-lysine 6-oxidase activity. Lineage: Eukaryota; Metazoa; Chordata; Mammalia; Primates; Hylobatidae.
GUCUUUGUCCCUCCUCUUAACAUACUUGCAGCUAAAACUAAAUAUUGCUGCUUAGGGACCUACUUCUAGCCUUAAAUUUCAGCUCAUCAUCUUCAGCUGCCUUGGUCAUGGCUCUGCUAUUCUCCUUGAUCCUUGCCAUUUGCACCAGACCUGGAUUCCUAGAGUCUCCAUCUGGAGUGCGGCUGGUGGGGGGCCCCCACCGCUGUGAAGGGCGGGUGGAGGUGGAACAGAAAGGCCAGUGGGGCACCGUGUGUGAUGACGAGUGGGACAUUAAGGACGUGGCUGUGGUGUGCUGGGAGCUGGGCUGUGGAGCUGCCUACGGAACCCCCAGUGGUAUUUUGUAUGAGCCACCAGCAGAAAAAGAGCAAAAGGUCCUCAUCCAAUCAGUCAAUUGCACAGGAACAGAAGAUACAUUGGCUCAAUGUGAGCAAGAAGAAGUUUAUGAUUGUUCACAUGAUGAAGAUGCUGGGGCAUCAUGUGAGAACCCAGAGAGCUCUUUCUCCCCAGUCCCAGAGGGCAUCAGGCUGGCUGAUGGCCCUGGGCAUUGCAAGGGACGCGUGGAAGUGAAGCACCAGAACCAGUGGUAUAUCGUGUGCCAGACAGGCUGGAGGCUCCGGGCCGCAAAAGUGGUGUGCCGGCAGCUGGGAUGUGGGAGGGCUGUACUGACUCAAAAACGCUGCAACAAGCAUGGAUAUGGCCAAAAACCCAUCUGGCUGAGCCAGAUGUCAUGCUCAGGACGGGAAGCAACCCUUCAGGAUUGCCCUUCUGGGCCUUGGGGGAAGAACACUUGCAACCAUGAUGAAGACACAUGGGUCGAAUGUGAAGAUCCCUUUGACUUGAGACUAGUAGGAGGAGACAAGCUCUGCUCUGGGCGACUGGAGGUGCUGCACAAGGGCGUAUGGGGCUCUGUCUGUGAUGAUAAUUGGGGAGAAAAGGAGGACCAGGUGGUAUGCAAGCAACUGGGCUGUGGGAAGUCCCUCUCUCCCUCCUUCAAAGACCGGAAAAGCUAUGGCCCUGGGGUUGGCCGCAUCUGGCUGGAUAAUGUUCGUUGCUCAGGGGAGGAGCAGUCCCUGGAGCAGUGCCAGCACAGAUUUUGGGGGUUUCACGACUGCACCCACCAGGAAGAUGUGGCUGUCAUCUGCUCAGUGUAGGUGGGCAUCAUCUAAUCUGCUGAGUGCCUGAAUAGAAGAAAAACACAAAAGAAGCGAGCAUUUACUGUCUACAUGACUGCAUGAGAUGAACAUUGAUCUUCUUCUGCCCUUGGACUGGGACUUAUACUUGGUGCCCCUGAUUCUCAGGCCUUCAGAGUUGUAUCAGAACUUACAAUAUCAGGUCUAGUUCUCAGGCCAUCAGACAUAGUCUGGAACUACACCACCACCUUUCCUGUGUCUCCACAUUGCACAAAGCAGAUUCCCAGCCUCCAUAAUUGUGUGUACCAACUACUUAAAUACAUUAUAACACACACACACACACACACACACACACCAUUUGUUCUGUUUCUCUGAAGAACUCUGACAAAAUACAGAUUUUGGUACUGAAAGAGAUUCUAGAGGAACGGAAUUUUAAGGAUAAAUUUUCUGAAUUGGUUAUGGGGUUUCUGAAAUUGGCUCUAUAAUCUGAUUAGAUAUAAAAUGCUGGUAACUUUAUUUACAAUAAUAAAGAUAGCACUGUGUGUUCAUGG